Cladocopium goreaui is the source of this 3085-nucleotide messenger RNA. NCBI's taxonomy places the organism in Eukaryota, Dinophyceae, Suessiales, Symbiodiniaceae. The record is from the annotation of a GenBank genome assembly.
AGCUGCAUUUGAGGCUGAAGAGUUCAGAAAGUAGCCCUUGGCUUUUGCGUUCGCCAUGGCAAAGUGGGUUUACGACUUCGGAGAUGGCAAGGCCGACGGUCGGGCAGACAUGAAGAAUCUCCUCGGAGGAAAAGGUGCAAAUCUCGCUGAAAUGGCCUCCAUCGGAUUGCCUGUGCCGCCCGGAUUCACUCUCACCACAGAGGUCUGCACUCACUUCUACCAGAACGACUGCCAGUAUCCUAAGGAGCUUGAACAACAGGUGGAGAAAGCAUUGAAUUUGGUCGAGAGCCGCACUGGACGCAAAUUCGGUGACUCCACGAACCCACUGCUCGUGUCCGUGCGCUCUGGGGCACGUGCAUCCAUGCCAGGAAUGAUGGAUACAGUCCUGAAUUUGGGACUCAACGACACGACAGUGGAGGCUUUGGCCAAGAAGUCCGGUGACCGUCGCUUUGCCUUUGACAGCUACAGACGCUUUGUGCAGAUGUAUUCGGACGUUGUCCUUGGCAUUGAGAUCAACCACUUCGAGAAGCACUUGGAGCGUGCGAAAGAGAAGCGCGGCGUCAAGCAGGACUGUGAGUUGCUUCCAGAGGAUUUGGAGAAGCUGGUCAAGUCUUACAAAGCCGUGGUCCAGUUGGAGCUUGGCGAGGAGUUCCCAGAGGAUCCAAAAGCACAGCUUUGGGGAGCCGUUGGUGCAGUCUUCAAUUCCUGGAUGAAUCAGCGUGCAAAGACGUACAGGUCCUUGCACGACAUCCCGGAGUGGUGGGGCACCGCUGUGAACGUGCAAGCCAUGGUCUUCGGAAACAUGGGCAAUGACUGUGCCACUGGUGUUGCUUUCACUCGUGAUCCUUCCACAGGAAAGAACGAGUUCUACGGUGAAUUUUUGGUAAAUGCUCAGGGUGAAGAUGUCGUCGCAGGCAUCCGCACUCCGCAAGAGCUUACCAUCAGGGCUCGCCAGUCUCAUGGCUCCGAUUUACCAUCCUUGGAAGAAGUGAUGCCAAACAUCUUCCGCGAGUUGCUCUCAGUGCGCAGCCAGCUCGAGACUCACUACAAGGACAUGCAAGAUAUCGAGUUUACCAUCCAACAAGGCAAACUCUACAUGUUGCAGACCCGCAAUGGCAAGCGAACAGCUCCUGCUGCCCUGCAGAUUGCCGUGGACAUGGCCAAUGAAGGCUUGAUCACCAAGUCGCAAGCCCUUCUGAGUUUGAAGCCAGAUUUGAUCGACCAGCUCUUGCACCCUACUCUGGACCCCAAGGCCAAGAAGGAGAUCAUUGCCAAGGGCCUUCCUGCCUCUCCUGGUGCAGCGGGUGGCAAGGUUGUCUUCUCGGCUGAUGAAGCUGUGCGACGAUGCAAAGAUGGCGAAAAGGUGAUCCUGGUUCGUAUUGAGACAAGCCCAGAUGACAUCCACGGUCUGCAUGCGGCAGAGGGAGUUCUGACCACCAGAGGUGGUAUGACCAGCCAUGCGGCAGUGGUUGCUCGUGGAAUGGGACGGCCAUGUGUGGCUGGUGCGGGCAGCAUCACUGUGGACUAUGCAGCGGCCAAGCUCACUGUGGGAUCUGUGACUGUGACUGAAGGACAGAUCCUCACCAUCGAUGGAAGCAAAGGAGAGGUGAUGGUGGGAGAGGUUCCAACAGUGCCACCACAGCUUUCCGGAUCCUUCGGAACCAUCAUGCAGUGGGCUGAUGAAGUCCGUGACAUGAAAGUCCGAGCCAAUGCCGAGACCCCUGCUGAUGCUCGACAAGCCAAGGAAUUCGGUGCCGAGGGCAUUGGCCUUGUCCGCACUGAGCACAUGUUCUUCGAAGGACAGCGAAUUGUAGCCAUGAGGCAGAUGAUCUUGGCCACUGAUGAGGCUGAUCGACGACAGGCCUUGGACAAGUUGUUGGUCAUGCAGAGGGAGGACAUCACGGAACUGUUCCGAAUCAUGGAUGGCAAUCCAGUGACGGUCCGUCUGUUGGAUCCACCGCUGCAUGAAUUCAUCCCCCACACGGAGGCAGAAAUGGCAUUGGUGGCCAAAGCUGCAGGUGUACCUUUGGAUCGCGUGAGAAGACGUGCUGCAGAGCUGCAGGAGGCCAACCCCAUGCUUGGCCAUCGUGGCUGCCGAUUGGCCAUCACCUAUCCCGAGAUUUGCGAGAUGCAGGCACGAGCCAUUUUUGAGGCUGCAGCUGAAGUGGGGCGAAGCUCCAAGAAAUUGCCAGUGGCAGAAGUCAUGGUGCCACUUGUGGCAACAGUUGAAGAACUGAAGCUGUUGAAGGGUGUCAUUGAGAAGACUGCCGAUGCUGUGAAGAAGGAGCAAGGAAUCACUUUCACCUACAAGAUUGGCACUAUGAUCGAGCUUCCACGUGCAGCCCUGCAAGCGGGCCGUUUGGCAGAAAUGGCUGAGUUCUUCAGCUUUGGCACCAAUGACUUGACCCAGACCACCUAUGGCUUGAGCCGAGAUGAUGCUGGCUCCUUCUUGCCAGAGUACAAGGCCAAGGGUAUUGUCGAGCACGAUCCUUUUGUGAGCUUGGAUCCUGAAGGUGUUGGUGAGUUGAUCACCAUGGCCGUUCAGCGUGGUCGUAGCACCAGGCCAGAAAUGAAGAUGGGCAUUUGCGGUGAGCACGGCGGAGAUCCAGCCUCCAUUGAGGUCUGCGAGAAGAUCGGCCUGGACUACGUGAGUUGCUCGCCCUUCAGAGUUCCUGUUGCACGACUCGCAGCAGCUCAGUCUGCUCUGAAGACAAAGGGUGAGCAGACAAAGCAGAGCUCCACAAAGGCAACCAAGCCUCGGGUGCAGAAUUUUGGCCCUUGGUGAGCUAGAAAUUGGCAUGUGCAGAUUGUGCAGAUUGCGCAGAUUUGAAAACUGUUUAAAUUCGGUUUGAUCAAUUUAGAUCGUCGUCAUGCGUGACACACUUCUUGUCAUUGUAGUUUGUACCAAGUACAUGCACAAGGCAUGGGCUGACAACAAGUCACCAAAAGCCGUUUCUGCGAGCACCAUUUUGGCAACGAGGAAUUUCGUUCUGUUGCUGUUUCGUGCUUGCAUUUAAGAGAUUUCAAAGAAGGUGCUGCAAGGAACUUCCAACAGGAAGGUUUGUGGCUUUACUCGACCAAAAAA